Molecule: messenger RNA, 853 nt
Organism: Camelina sativa (false flax)
Lineage: Eukaryota; Viridiplantae; Streptophyta; Magnoliopsida; Brassicales; Brassicaceae
Biological process (GO): proteolysis
Molecular function (GO): aspartic-type endopeptidase activity
Source: RefSeq, a predicted model, not a curated record
CUUUGGGUACCAUCUGGGGACUGGAAAGCAAUCCGUCACAACAAUUAUAAUUCGAGCAAAUCAAGUUCUUAUAAACCAAAUGGAAAGAAUGUAGCCAUCGAAUACGGUACAGGUUCUCUCAAAGGUGUUCUAAGCAGUGAGACUGUCAAUGUUGGUGGAAUUACGAUAACCAAUCAGUACUUUACAGAGGCUCUUGCUACCAAGGAGGCUGAGGAUCCACUUCUGAAAGCGCCCUUUGAUGGUAUACUGGGACUUGGAAAUCCUCAAGAUUCUGCUACAAGAACUCUUUCUGUUUGGGAGUCGAUGAUAAGGCAAGGUAAGGUUAAGAAGAAAAUAUUCUCCAUCUGGCUUGGAAGACCUUCUCUCUUUAGAGCAGGGAGGGGGGAGAUAACGUUUGGAGGUAUAAACUGAUCCCGUUUCAAGGGACAACAUACCUAUAUAACCGCGACUGGGAAGAAAUACUUCUUCCAAAUGAGCAACAUAUUAGUCGGUUCAAAAGACACCAAUGUUUGCUCAAGGGGCUGCCAAGUUUUUGUUGACUCAGGGAAUUCAAACAUUCAUGGUCCAGCGGCUAUGAUCAAGGACAUCAAUGAUAGUAUCAAACUAUCACCAGAUUGCUCAAAUUAUAAGAAGCUGCCUGAUGUAACCUUAACAAUUGCUGGAAGGAGUUUCUCAGUCAGUCGUCGUGAUUAUAUAUACAAGGUGAACAAAAAUGAGUGCUUAAGUAGAUUCGUGGAGACAAAAGAUGAAUACUGGACUGCCGUUCACACGGUGUAUGACUACGAGUUGGAACCAACGGUGAAAAUUGGCUUCGCUAAGUCAGUUUAGAUUCUCACUAAAACUAAUGAAUAUU